AUGAAGAUCCCAGCAGCCCUCCUCCCCCUCGCCGCCGCCCUCACUGGCGCGGUCGAUCUGGCGUCUUACCAGCCCGCCGCGGGCGUCGAGGCUGGCUUCAGCGGCUUCCUCAAAGAGUUCUACACCACCAUGGAGGAUCAGUCCGCGACCGACACCUUCACCGAUUUCUGGCCCUCCAACGGCCUCGGCGAGUUCAUCUACCAGGGCAGCCCGUUCCCCGGGCCCACCAACAUCCUCGGCAUCAAGCAGGCGCUGCUCCCACGAAUGGGGAACAAGCUCCUGUGGAACCUGAUCCGCGGCGCCUCCGUCGUCUCCGACGCGGCGGGCGAGAAGACGUACCUUGUCGAGAUUGUGAUCCAAACGUCACACCCCGCAGGAAACUGCUCGCAGGCAUACGGCGAUGCGAGGUUCACCAUGCUCAAGGACGAGGACGGCUUUCCGAGACUGACACCGCACUCCGGGAGCUUAAGUCAGUACAACCUGACGGUCUCGACAACGGACUCGCCCACGGAUAUUCCAUGCACUCUGACUUGA
This is a messenger RNA of Colletotrichum navitas, 534 nucleotides long. RefSeq lists its product as uncharacterized. The record is from RefSeq and is a predicted model, not a curated record. The transcript has 2 exons. Bases 1 to 534 code for a protein of 177 amino acids. Lineage: Eukaryota; Fungi; Ascomycota; Sordariomycetes; Glomerellales; Glomerellaceae.